Triticum turgidum subsp. durum (durum wheat) is the source of this 768-nucleotide messenger RNA. The record is from the annotation of a GenBank genome assembly. Lineage: Eukaryota; Viridiplantae; Streptophyta; Magnoliopsida; Poales; Poaceae.
AUGAAGGCGGUGGAAGACACCAAUCUGGAGGCCGCGAUUGGGUGGCUUACAGAUACCAUCCUUGCAAAUCUCCCAGCCGGCGGCAAGCUGGAGUCAUGGAUUCGCCAAGCUGGCCUCGGCAACGACAUCGGGAAGCUCAAGUCCGAGGUCGAGGCGGUGGAGAUGGUGGUCUCUGCUGUGCAGGGGAGGGCGGCCGGUAACAAGCCGCUGUCCCGAUCUGUCGCGGCCGUCAAGGAGCUGCUCUACGACGCCGACGAUGUGGUCGACGAGCUCAACUGCUACAGGCUGCAGCAGGAGCUCGAGCCAGAGACGCUGCUCCUAACGGAUGGACAUGGUGGAACGCAACAAACUUUUGAGAAUUCUAGAGAAAAUACUGAUGAUGUACAGGGUAGCAGUAAUGGCAGGUUACGGUCCGAGGUAUGGGAUCAAUUUGAAAUCACAGCGUUUCUUGAACAAAACGGAGGACCUUCGCCUUCCAGAGCAAGAUGCAAGCGCUGUCAAACAGAGCUUAUGUGCGAAACCAAGAAUGGGACAUCAGUUUUGCGCAAUCAUCUCAAGAGCAAAGCUUGUAGCCACAAACGUGGAGCAACUGACCCUUGUUCAAGCACUAGUGAUGCUACUACAAUUCCUACCCCCGUUGCAGCUGGUAAUUCGUCCAGCAGAAAAAGGAUGAGAACUGGUCAGGAGUCAACGCACAUUGCCGCAGGUGACCCAAACGGGUGGAACAAGGAGGCAUUUUCCGAAAGGAUACAAGACAUCACUAAUUAG